Molecule: messenger RNA, 3345 nt
Organism: Penaeus vannamei (Pacific white shrimp)
Lineage: Eukaryota; Metazoa; Arthropoda; Malacostraca; Decapoda; Penaeidae
Source: RefSeq, a predicted model, not a curated record
GCCCUGCGAGUGAUGCGCCACUUCCCGCCCGAGACCCGCGUCAUGACUGCCUGCCGCUUCAGCAAGGCGCUCUACGCCCAGCUCGCCUCGCAGCGCUACAGCCCGGACGUCCGCACGGGCUGGGAGCUCCCGCCGCCCGCGCAGCCCGAGUUCAAGAAGCACGACAUCGGCAUGAAGCUGGCUUGUGGCUUCGAGCUGCUGGUGUGCAGCGCGGGGGGCGUGACCCCCGUGUCCACGCCGUCUGAUCCGUCCGGCAGCGACGCCAGCGCGCAGCUCGACCUCACCAACAACCCUCGCUGGCUCAAGUACAAGCAGUCGCUUGCAGAUAAAGGAUAUUUCAGAAGUGAACUGGAAGGCUCAAAAUUGUACAAAGAACUAGAAGAUCGCGCUCGCCAGUUCUUCGUGACCAACAUGAUGUCCAGUAAAGGCUCGGAGGAGAGCGAAGACAUGCUGUCUGCCGGCGCCAUCAUCAUCAAGCUCCUUGGCAAGGUCAACGUGGACUACGAGUUCUACAAGGAGAGAGCGACCAGACUCGUUCCUGCUGAUGAUGACAGCUGGCUGCAGAUAACGCCAGACGCUCUGGAUGACAUGCUGGAGAACAAAUUCGGAAGCGCCAACGGCAAUGAGCAGCCAAGACCAGCUGAUGACACCGAGGUGAUGAACUCUCUCUCGGCCUUCCUGGGACACAUGUCUGACUUGGAUGGUGCAGAGGUUCCUCAGGACCUGCAGGAGCGCAUUAGGAAACUGUCUACGCUGUCCACCUCCCGCAAGGCCUCCAAGGCCAGGAAGCCUUCGAGCCUCAUGGUGCACCCGCAGGUCCGCAAAAUCUCGGCCCAGUCCAACGCCUCCGACUCCUCCAACAGCUCUGAAAUGUCCUCCCUCUCUAACAAGGUCGAUUUUAAUGCCGAAUCUUUCACCGAAGCCAUUACUAAUAUUCUUGAAUUCGGAGUACCUGAGGAUGACUACUGGAACCAGUCGGAGGACGAGUCGUCCGGGAUGAGCAGCUACGGGGAGGAAGACGCUGGCGACGGCAGCCUGAGUCGCAAGUCCUCCAACACCUCUCAGAAGUCCGCCGCCUCCACAGUGUCGGCCACGUCCUCAGGCGUCGACCUCCAGAUGAAGGAGUACCUGCGAGAGAUGGAACGAGAACUCGCGGCCACCACCCUCAGAGACAGCCUGGCCUCGCAGCACAAUGGCAACGACGACGAAGCGGACGAUGAAUUUGACGACGUGGAAGAUUUCGAGCCCGUCAAGGUGGACAUGCAAGCGGUCCAAGACCUCGUGAAGACGUACACUGCUCAGAAUGGCCUGCCUGGACCCGCAUCCUCACUCCUCGGUUCCAUGGGCAUUAAACCGGAGAAGAAGUAAAGUUCCCUUGUAUUUUGCAUGGGUACCUGUUGCAGCUGCUUUAUCAGUAUAAUAUCGCGAUAUAAAAGCAGAGGAUAUUCUCAAACGAUAUUAAUGUAUAUCUAUAUCCAUGAAUGAUAAGUGAAUAAGGGCUAUUGCCGAUAUAUAAAUGUAUAUUUAAAUGAGCCUGAUGACAAGCAUGUAUAAAUAUAAUCUGACAGUACUUAAACUUAAAUGAGGCUAUGAGGAUAUGAGGUGCCAUUUUCCCAUUUCCUCCCUUCCCUCUUUCCCUCUCCUAUUCUCCUAUACCCCCACCCCACCCUAGAAACUUUGGAAAGUCAGGAGGAAUGUUAGUAACAUUACCUAAUGUUCUGCUCAACUGUGAUGUGUAUUUUAAGUUAUGAUUGGAUACACCCUUUGUUCAGCUGUGAAACAAAUAUCCCUUUAUUUUUAGAUUUAGUUAUAUAUUUACAGUCGAUAUUACUAUUUUUACUUACACGAGAUCACAAGGAUGCACCAACACGUACUGAAUAUAAUGUGGAUUUUCAUAUUUAAAGAACAUGAUAAUUUUGUAUUAUGAUUCAUCAUGAGGUGACAUGAUGGACUGUGAUUGAAGUGGGUAUUAAUAUUCUAAUGGUUAAGCAACCAUGGGAAUAGGAACGCAUUAGUCUAAUUUAUGGCAUUAUUAAUGAUAAGUCGCGUUGGUGGUAGAGAUUCUGUCUCGUUAAAACUGAUCAAUAAGGUUGAUUUGUAAUUACCCUCUCAGUCUCCCGUAUUUUCUUUCCUUUAUUCUUAUGCCAGUGGCAUUUGUCCGUUUAUAUAUUUUCUCUUUACAUUGACUUAUUAUAUACAGAGCAUAUUUGUCAUGCUGUUAUACAAUUCAUUGAAUUGUAUAAUUUAUUUAAUUGGCAUAUAUAUUUUAGAACUAUACUUUUAGAACUCACGUAAACGUUAUUAUCCAAAGAGAAAGCACAGUCUUUACCACCUUACCUCCCUUUCGUUUAUAAGACGAGGGCUUGUUAGCUUUAUCCUUUACACUUCUUUUCACGAUAAGUUUCCCUAUAUCGAAAUAUCCACAUGAGCGGCAAUAAGGUGCAGAUAUAUAUACAUAUAUAUUACACAGAUAGACUUUAAAGGGCCAUAAACAAUGCGAUAUUUAUUUUGGAUGGUUCUCUGUUUUUAGAGACAUUAGAUUUUGUAAUGAAUCUUUAACUUGUAAAACGUCGUGGUCAUGAGUUUUGCUGAGAAUUCUAUCCUGUUCCACGAAGCACAAAUUCCAAAGUAAUGUAUUUAAUACAAUAAUGGUUUAUUGAUGUACCAAUCGGACAGUGUUUCUUAUGCAAUAUUUAUUAAUCAAAAACUUGAUUGUGUAUUACAGCUGUACUCCAUUAUCAUGUAUUUCAUACAUUUCCUUUAGUAAUUGUAAAUAAAUGAAAGUUUUUAGUCGAAACUGUGUUUAUAGUAAGUUUUGAUAUGAUAUCUGUAUUCACUUCCUGUUGUUCAGUUCUCAUCAGAAAAGAAAUAUAUACAUGGAAUAUCAAAGAGAAAUACACACCAGGCAAACCAGCUGUGUAAAAGAGUAGAUCUAAAUUGCUGUAUUUUUUAUUCAAAGAUUGGCGGAACACUGCAGAAGCAAAAUAUACUUCCUUUUCAAUUUCUGCAGUUCUGUUGUGGCCAGUUAAAGUUUAUUUGUAUCUUGGAGAAAGUACGAAAGGUAAACCAGAAAGUAUACUUUAUAGUCUUAAUUAAUCAAUGAUAUUCAAAGAUAGGUUUUUACGAUGUUGUGUGUAUAUAUACGACUUACACAGGUAGCUGAGAUAUGCGAAUGGUAUUCAUAUUUACAGAAUAUUCUGAGGUUUGAUCACACAAAUAGAACUUAUUAACAUAACUUAUGGUAUGUUAUGGUGUAGUAUGUUAAUUGUUUCUCAGAAUGCUGGAAUUCUGUGUCUAAGUAUCUGAACAUUUUUGUAUCUUUGGCAAUAAAUGUAUCUGCAUGUA